This is a messenger RNA of Porites evermanni, 15308 nucleotides long. Lineage: Eukaryota; Metazoa; Cnidaria; Anthozoa; Scleractinia; Poritidae. The record is from the annotation of a GenBank genome assembly.
AUGAGAGGCAGUGUGAGGACUCAGGUCUUCCAGUGUCACAUCAUGCAGUGUCAACAAACUGAUGUCAAAUGCCAGCAUCCUACAGGCACGGUCAAGACUAAUGGAAAGCUGUUUCAGCCUGAUGAUCACAAAUCAAACCAUCUUUCUUGCUCUACUAUUACUGGCAUCGUGGUUAGCUGUGUUUCAUUAGUUGUGAUAGUAAUAAUUGCUCUUGGCUUUGUGAUUCGCAAACAGUGUGACCGGCAGCAAGUCAGAACUAUUCUUAAAAGAGACUGUUGCUUCAGUCAGGGAAAAACAGAGACUGUUUAUUCCUACAACCCAAAAGAUAAUGACACUGACUUAGAAUCAGCCCCUUGCUCACAGGAAAAUGGAAGUGGACCAGCAGGCCAUUUAGGAAAGGAGAAUAAGAAAGGACUUUUGACAUCAGGUUAGUUUAAAAAAAAGACUUCUUAAGGCCUGUUUUAUAAAAAAAAUGUGUGGUUCCAUAUUUGAUACAGUUAAGUCUUCAAGACAGACUCCUUUAGGACCGGCAGUACAGUGUCCAUCUAAGAGUGCGGCUGUCUUAUAGAGUCAGUAUUAGAUAAAGGGAGUAAAGAAAGGCGGGGACCAACUCUAGGUGUCUGCAGUUUUAUCCAGGUCUCUUUCUUAUAAUAGUGUCCGUUAAGAAGUCAGUCAAUUGUAUCCCUGCAAUGUCCCUUCAGUUGAGGUUGUUAAAAACUUAUGCCAAAGGGAAAUUAAACAAUUAGGUCUGAUGGAAGAAUUUGAUGGCCAAGGUGGUCAGGAAUGCAAAAAACACCUGACAGUUUCAUGGGAAGGGUUAUCAUCAAUGCCCUAGGACUACAGAAAUUCCAGGAGGGUGGUUUUUAGGACAAAAGACACAACUAUUACGUGGGUUUGGCAUCCUUUAAUUGGAUAAAAAAAUUUACAAUAAUAACCGGGUGUAGAGGUUAUGUGAACAGCUAUUGGGCCCAGUGACAAAUAGCUAUAACAACUUUUGAUUCUAUCUCAGAAGCAUUGUACAUGUGAUGGAUGGAUCUUAGUUUCCAUCCCCAAUAUUCAAACUGUCUUAAGCUUUGCUGUAUGUCCUCAAUGUUGUCAUCUCAGCAAUUAACCUUUGAUUUUACCAUGUAUGCAGUCGUGCACCACCAAUAAAUAUGUUUUGUGGUACAUGUUUCUAAAAUAUGGGUUUGAUCGUACUCUAAUUCCAGUUAGACACCACAUGUAGUGUCGGCUUAUUCUAUUUUGCGAAAUGAAACGAAACAAAAUAUCUUGGAGAAGGAGAAAAAAUGCUUAGAGCGGUUUUCACUUGACUGUCGAAAGUAAUUGAGGAAUUGGUUUAGUUUUGGUUUUACUACGGCCUUUGGUUGGCUAGUGUAUUUACUUUGGUUUUGGUUUUACGAGAGUCAAGUGAAAACCGCUCUAUUAACCUAAACACAGCUUAAGACAACAUUGACAAUGUGUUUGGAAGUAAUAGUUAACGAAAAAUGACGGAUUUUUACCUUUUUCACAAAGUAGUAAUUUCAAUACAAUUACUAUUUUGCGAAAUGGCGUUUUUCAGCUUUAUUUAGCAAAUAUGUCCUUUUCGUCUGAAACAAAUUGUGUCCGCCAAUAAAAUGAUUAAUAUUUCGAAGAGUCUGGUGACUUCUCAAGUUAUUGACCGUGCUAGAACUCAUUUCGCAAAGUAGUUAAGUUCUGGCAAAAUUACUACUUUGUGAAAUGAGUUCUAGUACGGUCAGUAAAAUGAGAGGUGCCCAGACUCUGCAAAAUAUUAAUCAUUUUAUUGGUGGACUGUGGUGGUCACUGAAUCUCCUGCACUAAAAUGUGUGAUAUUAAUUAAUGAGACAGCUUCAUGUAUCAUGUGUAUACAGGCAAUAAAAAGCCAAGAGAGCUGUGCUUACCUUCUGUUGACAACAAAGACCAUUCACCAGCCCAUGACCUUACUGUUAACUCUGUAUCAGACUUCCAUGGAUUUCAGAAAAACCUCUUAAACAAAAAAAUGGAAACCAUCCCAUCACAGCCAUUUUAUUGUAACAUCUGUACCACACUUGAUGUAGAGCGACCAUUUUGGGAUGAUUACCGAACAUUUGGAGAGAAAAUUGGCCUCAGUAGAGAUGAGAUUUCAUUACUUGGACAGAAGGGACAGCCAACUCAUUGCAUGUUACAGAGGUUUAAAUCUCAAAAGAAUAGUUCCGUUGGAAAAUUUAAGGACAUUAUGGAGAACAUGGACAGGCAUGAUAUUGUUACUAUUAUUGAUGAAUGGAUAUGCUUUGAGUGGGGGAAAGAAAAUAAUCAAGCACCCCAUUGAAAUUAAUAAAAGUUCAAUUCCUUAAUAUCAUUUGCACAUUUUUGAAGCAAAUGUAUGCAUCAAACAUUAUGAAUUACUACUAUCAGCCUAAGGGAGGAAAUACUUUACAGCCAAGAGCCCAAAAGUGUUACCGCUUUUAAUUUAUUCACAUUCUUUCAUGUAGAUUUAAUCCAAUCAGAAGCCAGCUGGAAAUUGUCCUUGACUUCUGAUUGGUUAAUGUCUGUGUGAAAGAAUGUGAAUAAAUUAAAAGUGGUCACACUUUUGGGCUCCCUGCAGUAAAAUGUGACAGUGGAUUUAGACAAGAGUAUGUUUUUGCAUAGGAUUGAAUCUUGAAAAUUAAUAAUAAUGUCACAUUGCAGUAAGCUUCUUUUAAAAAAAUUUUAAAAAUUGAAAGGAAAACAUUUUUCAUAGACAUCAAAACUUUGUAGUCUAUUCAUCAAUACAAAGCAAUAAUGUUCCACACUGUACUUGCUUUUCUAUUUUUGUAUUAUGCUGCUGCCGGGCAGUAGUUGAUGUUUUUCUUUUUCAAUUAUACAGUACGAGUAUUUCUUUCAAGAAAUUGAGUCACUUCAGGGCCUUUUGGUGACUUUACUUUAACCUGUUUUUAAUGUUUGCAUAUAUUAUACAGGUAAAGGAGGUUGUUUUACUGUCAACAAUUUUAUUUUCUGUUAUUUUUCUCAUAAAUUUCUAAAAUAUUUUUCAUUGAGAGAUAUUUUUGAUACAGCAUUAAUAAUAUAAUAAUAUUAUUGUACACUUUCAAAGACAUUUUAGUGCAUUUGUAAACAGUCUGUUUUAAUGCCUGUUGUGGACACUGAACAAAUAGUAACUUUUCAAACACAAUAAUUAAAUUAUAUAUUAAGAAUUAACAAAUUGUUUGUAUGAUAACUAUUUAAACAUAAUUUUCUUUAUAUUGCCUGUAAAGGCUAGUUUUCACUAGCGACGGAGUCGUAGGUUUAAUCAGAAGUGUAGAACUUUACUAUCAAGUGAAUACAACAUUCUUAUUUUGCUUACGACUAUCGUUUAUGAUCAAGUAAAAACUAGGUUGUUGGAGUCGCAAGCAGAAGUGGAAGAACUAAAACAACCACAAAAGCAUGGGAAUGUGUUUUGUGAUUGCAGGUUUAUCCUUCCACUUCUGCUUUCAACUCCGACAUUGUGGUUUUCACUAGAUCAUAAGCAACAGAGUCAUAAGCUAGCGGAGUCAAUAGAAAAUGGAAACACUCUAAUUCUGCCGACUCUGAUUCCGUCAUGCUUAUGACUCUGCUUGCAACUCUGAUUUUUUAUUUUCCACUUAACGUCUCCAACUCUGACUUCGUCGCUGGUGAAAAACCAGCCUUAAGAAAAGGUGCUAGUAUUAUAACUAAAUUCAGUAAUGUAACAGAUUGAUGGUGACCAACAAUUUCAUUUUCUUACAAUGGAAUAUUUAAGUAAUCUUACCUAAGAUCAGGCUCUAUUUCAGCUCACUUGGUAAAUAAAUUCCAGUCAUUAAGGCAAUCCAUGUAAUAGAGGAAAAAAGAAAGCUGCUAAUAAAAUCAUAUUUAAAGUGGCUGUAACUGAACAGUGCCACCAGAGUAAAUUUCAGUGUCUUUUUUCUUUAAUACAUAUUUAAAAGAAAAAAAUAAAGAAUAUAACUAUAGAAUAUAUAUAUAUAUAAGUAACUGUAAAGUGUCAUGAGUGGGACUUCAAAAUCCAAUGUUUCAGACGCCAGUACACUGUUUUUCCCGACCUUUUAAGGGAUCAAAACAGGGUAUUGCUAAAAGCAGGCCCGUGACGGCCCCAAGGCCCAGCUGCCCAUGGCCUGCGACGGCCCCGCAAACCCGGAGGCCCGGCAGCGGCGAGCACAGAGGCCCGGCGGCCCAGUCCUGAUUUUCCACAGUUUUUUUGUCCAGCGGUAAAUCCCCGCGCAUCCACAGAUCUACAUCGAGUUUGGGCGUGCAAAAUGGACAAUGGUGAGUUUGAAUUCGUUUACCAUUUUAAUCAUUUGAAUCCUUGUUUCUGUUUGUUGCAUGUUGUUCAGAUAAGAACGUUUUCAUUCUCUGUUCAUUCAUCUCUUUACAUAAACCGAUAGAGGACUUUUCAUUACCGAACGAUGUAAGUUACUUUCAAACCAUACAGUAAAAAUCCACAACUAAGAACCUAAAAAUUAAGAACCUGUUAGCCUAAAUUGGUCGUUUAUACCCCCUAUAAACAAGAACCUAUUUAGCCUAAGAAAUUUAAAACAGGUUCUUAUUUUCUAAGAUCAUACUAGUGCAUUACAGCUGCAUUGCAAAUCAUAUUUGAAGCAAAAAAAGCAGAUUACCAUGUUGUAAAAAUGUUUUUUAAAGAAAAAUGAGUGCAAGAUAUGUAGACUUGCAAAGCAUACUAAGCAAUACGUAGAUCAGCACACCAUUAUGCAUUAAAGCUAGUAAUAAUAAUAAUAAUAAUAAUAAUAAUAAUAAUAUAAAAAUAUCUUUAAAUAAUUGAUGUAGUUUCUCUAUCAAGUUCCAGGUUAAAAAGAAGACAUUGAUGCAUACAAUAUUCAGUUACUCUGUGCCACAUUAUUUUCCUAAUGUCACUGAUACUGAGAGCCAGAUGUGUGCUUUUUAGCUUUGUUACUACUCUUUGCAAAUACUGCUGAUUUCCAAGCAGGCUAUAAUCGACAGGAAUCUUGAGUCCUUUUCCUUGACCCACAUUGUAUUGGUGUCCAAUACACUCCACCUCAACCUCUCCACAGUCACGAAUGAACUUGCACAUAUUUUUCGAAAUCUCGAUAGGUACAUGGCCACAAUUUGGCCAGAUUCAUUCUUUACUGCAACAGCAUAUUUGUCGUGGUCAUUGCUUCUUUGAUCUCGCACAUCAUCAGUUCCUGCACACUAACAGUUGAAUAUUUAAAGUAUGUGUGGUAACCUUGAACGCUUGACUCCACAAACACCUCAUGCUCUCCAGACAUUAUCGAUUUCUAGCUUGUGCCAAAUUAUGCAAACAAAUAAAGGAAAGGAAAUGGCUGAAUUUUACACUUUUUGGGUUGCUUUAGAGACUUUCUUUGCAACAACGUGUGAAGUUUGGGUGGCACCGCUGGCCAAUUGUAUUGACUUACAAGAAAACGUCAUUUCCUGUCCAGCACUAAUGUAAACACAACACAUCAGUGCUUCACUCUUUGAACAGCACAUAUGAGUCUGACAGCUUAUGAUUUCUCGAGUAAGACUUUCUUCAGCUUAGGAAAUGAAUCACACUUUCACCUGAAAAAAUAACAGAUUCCCAUUUUUGGAUAUUUUAGGGUAUUUAAAGAAUACCCAUAAAAAUCCCAAAUUUGGCAAAGUGAGACAAGUCCCAACCAGGGAAUUCCCAACCAAGUUCCCUGAUUGGGACUUGUCUCAAUCUUCCAAAUUUGGGAUUUUUGUGGGUAUUCUUUAAAUACCCUAAAAUAUCCAAAAAUGGGAGUCUGUUAUUUUUUCCUGUGUUUAUUCCAUGUUGGUUUCAAGAAGCAGCUAGAAACAAAAAGUGGCAAGCUCUUUGAGGUAUCUGCAGGUCUUUCAAAAGCAGUUGAGCUUCCUGACAAGCCCGUAAGGUAUGAAAUUUGCCAUGAUUCGUUUGCGGGGGAGAAAUACCUCGCUACUCACAUGUGAGUCAAGCAUCCAGAGCAGCUCUCAAAGUCAAAACUAAGCCAAAGCAGCUCUUUAUCGAAAACUUCACACAAAUGUGUCAACCAAGCUACUGAUCAGCAAGUAGUUGACGUAGAAAGUCUAGAAACAACAUACGAUUUGACGGAGCUAGAGGAACGUGAAUCUGGAAUCAAAAUAAACAAUCGUCGAGGGGCAAAUCAGAGGAAAUCUUACACUAGAUUUCAAGAUAAAAACUCUGGAUCUUCUACAUACCAUGAAAGAGCUUAAGACAAAAAACCUCUGGGAAAAGGUUGCAAAAAGAAGAGGGAUCAGCAAAUCAUUAGUAGUUAAAUGGAACAAAGACCGGGUAAAAAUUUGAAGCCAGCUAGCUCUCAACAAGACAAAGAAGAACAAAGGCGUAGCAAGAUCCACACGACAAAGAGGACAACUUGUGUGUCAAAAAGUAAAAAGUGAGAAGUUUCCACUAGCGGCUGCACGUGUUAUUGUGGAGUUUAAACUCAGAAGAGCAAAAGGAUGCAACAUUUCAAAGCUUUGGCUGAAAAAGAAAAUGAAGGAAAAGGUUGAGGCUUGUUAUGGAAAAGAGGCAGCUCAGAAAUUCAAAGCCAGUGACAACUGGUUUCAGAGGUUCAAAAAGUGCCAUAACAUUGCUUUCAGGAAAAGAUCAAACAAGAAAAAGAACCCAGCAAGUGAGGGUAAGGAGACAGUUCAGCGUUUCCAUAGGAAUCUAAGGGCAUCCCUGAAAACAACAAGACAGCGAAAUAAUGCUAGGCUAGAUGGCAAGUAUGGGCGUUGGCUACCACAGAACAGGUACAAUGUUGAUCAAGUACCCCUUCUGUUUGUUAUUGAUCAGGAUAAAACAUACAAAGUGAAAGGGAGUGAGCAAAUGUGGGUUUCUCAACCCUCAAGUGGCUUGGACAAGAGACAGGCUACAUUGCAGCUUUGUUUUCGUGCAGAGGGGCAACAAAAUGUCAAGCCAGCCAUUGUAUUCCGUGGAAAAGGAAAUGUGAGUACAGAAGAGAAAGCUCAAUAUGAUGAGGGGGUUGAUGUCUACUUCCAAACCUGUGCCUGGAUGGACAGUGAGAUUAACAUGCAAUGGGUAGCCAAAACACUUGCUCCAGGCAUUGGCAAGUCACCAGACGAGAAAGUUAUAUUCGCAGACAAUGUAACAUUCCAGCAGGAUAAGCAGUUCCACGAUGCUUGCAGACAUGAACUCAAUGCUAUUGUAUAUCUUCUGCCUGAAAACCACACUGACAAGAUACAACCUAUAGAUGCAGGGUUUGGUAAAAUGUACAAGACAAAAAUUGGAGAGGAGAUGAACAAGAGGCUUGAAGAGAAGGACAAUUUAGAACUGUUGCAUGACAAAAUAACUGCAAGACAGAGGAGGAUCCUCAUGGCAAAGUGGGCAUAUGCAGCAUGGAGGGAACUGGUGAGGGACAAAGAUUUUAUCAAGAGACUUUUCCAGAAGACAGGAUACUUAAUCAAGUGCUGUUGAUGGAAGUGAUGAUGAUAUGAUUAAGCCUCAAGGACUUGAAGACUAUACAUUUUAACACUGAAUUAAACCAGAUGUGUAAUGGAUCAAGUUAAAAAAAAGAACAAAGGACCAUUAAUUAUAGUGAUGGUUUAGUACAACUGCACUUUUUAAAAUAUAACUUGCAAGAAGAUUUUGGGCCCUGUUCUGAAUAUUAUUGGUACAGUUAAAGCUUUGUACAGCUCGGCAAAGCAUAAUAAAUACAUGUAAAUGUAUAAAAUGAUAUAUUCUUAAAUGGUUUUUUUGGGGGGGUGGGGGGUGGGGGGUGGGGCUGAAGAAAAUAAAAGUAUAGGCUAAUGACCAACUUGUUUGCAGCUGUGUUUUAAUUGUUUUUUCUCCAGGAUUAAGAACCCAUUUUAAGAACCUAAAUAGCCUAAAAUUCUGUUAACUACCAUUUAUAUAAGAACCUNUGGUAAAAUGUACAAGACAAAAAUUGGAGAGGAGAUGAACAAGAGGCUUGAAGAGAAGGACAAUUUAGAACUGUUGCAUGACAAAAUAACUGCAAGACAGAGGAGGAUCCUCAUGGCAAAGUGGGCAUAUGCAGCAUGGAGGGAACUGGUGAGGGACAAAGAUUUUAUCAAGAGACUUUUCCAGAAGACAGGAUACUUAAUCAAGUGCUGUUGAUGGAAGUGAUGAUGAUAUGAUUAAGCCUCAAGGACUUGAAGACUAUACAUUUUAACACUGAAUUAAACCAGAUGUGUAAUGGAUCAAGUUAAAAAAAAGAACAAAGGACCAUUAAUUAUAGUGAUGGUUUAGUACAACUGCACUUUUUAAAAUAUAACUUGCAAGAAGAUUUUGGGCCCUGUUCUGAAUAUUAUUGGUACAGUUAAAGCUUUGUACAGCUCGGCAAAGCAUAAUAAAUACAUGUAAAUGUAUAAAAUGAUAUAUUCUUAAAUGGUUUUUUUGGGGGGGUGGGGGGUGGGGGGUGGGGCUGAAGAAAAUAAAAGUAUAGGCUAAUGACCAACUUGUUUGCAGCUGUGUUUUAAUUGUUUUUUCUCCAGGAUUAAGAACCCAUUUUAAGAACCUAAAUAGCCUAAAAUUCUGUUAACUACCAUUUAUAUAAGAACCUCUUUAGGCUAACUCCUAAAAAUGUAGGUUCUUAGUUGCGGGUUUUAACUCUACUUUGAAAGUGAAAAUUUUCAAUCUCAAACUGUGGUUUGAAAACAACUUACAUCGUUUGAGAAUGGACUUCCUCUCUAUCGGGUUCUGUAAACAGACGAAUAACCAGAGAAUGACAACGUUUUUCACUUAGCAACAUGCAAGGACAGAAAGGAUCGAAAAGGAUUGAAAUGAUUAUUAAAAUGAUAAGCGAAUUCAAACUCACCGUCGUCCAUUUUGCACGCCCAAUCCGCCCACAGGCCCAAACCUGGCCAAACCAGAUGGACUGCGCGUGGAUUUACCGCUGGACAAAAAAACUGUGGAAAAUCAGGACUGGGCCUCUGGGCCACCGGGCUGUCGCGGGCCCUGGGCCGCGGGCUUGCUUUUAACAAAACCCCUCAAAACAUAGGGCGCGAUCCAUUCAACCAAAAUUUCCGGAAAUUUCGGUCCAAAACUCAAUGGAUCAGUUCGGUCCAACCGGAAAAGUUUCGAAAAAACGGGUCCACCUUUUGAGGUGGACCAUUUUUCCCGGUCGGACCGGUUGGAAUUUUGGUUGAAUGGAUCGCGCCCAUAGCCUCCCACGCAGGCGUUUUUAGGGGCGCUCGGAGGGAAGAAAUACGAGCGCCCCUAAAAACGCCUGCGUGGGAGGCUACUCAAAACAUGGUUCGAGUUGUUUUCGAGUUAGCGGGAGGUUCGAGUUAUCGAGGGUUUGAGUUACUGAGGGUAAAAUUACAAUAAAUGUAUGAAGGAAAUCCAGGGGAAAUCGAUUUUGGCUCGAGUUAGGGCGAGGUUCCAGUUAGCGAGUGUUCGAGUUAUCGGGAGUCAACUGUAAUUUGUCUGGUACUCGUAGUCCAAUCUUACGAUCUCUAUUUAAAUAUCUUCCAGAGGAGAUUAUCCUUAAAAGAUGAUUAGCAAGCAGACCUAAGUUUAGCUACAUCGUUUUCUAGUCUUUCCGGUGGUAGCCGAAAAUCAAAGACUCCGUUUACAGGGACCCGGACAAAUUUUGGAAAGGACGCCUAUGCAACCCGUCCACACAGAACCGUAAUAAUUCUGUCACAGAUUGCAGUGCUGAUUGCCUUUCAAAAAUUUGCACGGUUGCGCGGGUCCCAUGUGAACGAAAGACGGAUCGUGCAAAUGUUUUGUUCUUUCAAAAAUUUGUCCGGACUCGUCUUAGCCUGCGUGGCAGGCGUUUGGAAGGGAAGGGAAAGGUAAAGGGGGUUUUGGGUGCGAGGGAAACGCGCCUCUCGCGUUUCUCUCGCACCUAAAACUCCCUUUCCCUUCCCUUUCAAACGCCUGCCACGCAGGCUAGACUCGUCUAAACGAAGUCAAAAUCAGGGUUUUCAACUGUUUUGUAAAGUAGCGGACAUACUUCUGAAAGCACCGGACGUGAAUUUUUUCUUGGCGCCGUAAGGCGCGUCGCGAGCGCCAAAGGCGCAAGCACCUAGGGGGGUGUGGGGGCAUGCUCCCCCAGGAAAUAGAAAUAGAAUACUCAGAAACGCCAUUUCCAGCGUUUCUGGAACCAAGGAAACAGUUUCCUAGGCAAUGCUGGCGCUCACUAAAAUUCUCUUUAAAAAGUAAAUUACUGAAUGAAAAUGGUCAGUUGGUAGGGGGAGGGGGAGGGAGAAUGGCAACAACAGAAUUUUCAUUGGCUUAUCAUUGCGAAUUUAUUUGAUUUUCAAAAAAGAUGUUUGGUAACAAUUCCGUUUAAAUGAAGAGGGGAAACCAAUAAAAUAUCCCGCCGCUCAAUAAGCAAAGAAAAAAGAGUUAUAUGGCCGUUUUGAAGAAUGUAAUUGAUUAUUCUGUUAUCCUCUAGUCAGUAUGUUCAUGAGAUGCCUUAGUAAGAAAAAUAUAUAAUACAGUAGUAAAAAAAAAUCGCCAAUAUUGAUCUCAAAGUACCGGACGUGGAAUGGCAAACGACUGGACGAAACGUCCGGCCUCCGGCCUCAAAUGAAAACCCUGGUCAAAAUCACGAAAUGGCCUUGUCAGAAUUGUCAGACAGGAUUUAUGCCUUCCAUGUGUCAGUGUGAAACACGCUUGUCUCAGCAAAAUAAAUAAAAAAAUUAAAACAUGCUGAAGAAAACUAAGUUUAAGAAAUGUUAGUAGUUUUGCAUCAUGGGCAUUUUGCUUACAAUGUGGUUGAAAGCUACCCGUGGCUUUUUACAUUCGUUGUAUCGCCAAUGAGAAAAAAAUCUACUUUUUUAGCGGGUAUUUUCAGUUGUCUUAGUUUCUAUGCGGUUAUGCAAAUUUAUGCGACAAGCAAACGUUGAAUCGGCAAUGCCCAAAGACCGCAUUUCCUUGGUUUUACUUUUUAAUACAGUUAGUAAAUAUGAACCGCAGUCAGAAUAUUUAAAAUUACACAGUCACUUAAGAUAAUCGGGAAACAUUCAGCUGAACGUUACUAUUCUAUCUUUGAAUUUAUUUUCGUAUCUCCUUUAUGGCCAUAAAAGGUGUUAUUAGUCAGCAAAUUUUUCCCGACGGCAGGUGGUUCGGAUCGAUUUAGAUUUUCAUUAUGUCUUUUCGCCUUUUUUUAGCAUUUGGGACAGUCAAUCCUCGCAGACCCCGUUAAACCGGUGGUAAGUGCCCAUAUAAAGAUCGAUGUCUGCGUUUAGACAAUAAAACAUUAUUAAAAAUAAGGAUAAAGAAUGUGAAGAAUGGCAAGUCCCAACACAGAUAUAUCACCCUAGAGAGGUGUCCGAAAGAGUUGACUGUUACUGAAUUAAAAGAUGUUUUUAUUUUUGGUUUGUUUUUCCUUUUUUAUGCUAUUUGCAUACCAUGAUGUACAGGUUACAGAUCAAACUGUGGGAGGCUCUGACACCGAUCGACAUUUCUUCCACCCAAAAUAAAAACCUCGUCAGCACUCUCUAGAAGUUUGGAAUUUCGUGUCUUAAUUAAUAUGCAAUGGAAAUGCAAUGGAUUUCAAUCAGGGGAAUCCCCUGCCUCAAUUUCAUGACGAAUUUUGUUUGAAACGAAGGCACGCGUGACGAAACCCGAAGAACUCGUUUGCCUGGCAAAAUGCUAAGACGACAUGAUAAGUAAUAAACCUUCAAUCAUGGAGCUCACAGAAGUGUUUUAUCUACACACGAGGUGAGAUUAUAAGAAACGCCUUAAAUUCAUUCUUGUUCAGUAGUUCGCAUUGCACGCUUUUAGGGUUAUGUACAGUCAGUCCAGCCUGGAGGCAUGCGCCGUUUCUCACGCGAUCGUUGAUGUAUUAAAGUUUCGCAAUACUGCAGUGGGUGCGAAGAUCUGCGUCUCUGCGAAGAAAGAAGAUACAUUUGUCUAUAAUACACAUUUCUUAUCAAAUGCAGAACUGAUUUUCUCUUUGCCGCCUUUUCUUCAUCAGGGAAUGAGAUUACUAGUUCGAUCUCCAAUGUCAACAGCACGAACGAUUGUUUUUCUUCUACAAGCGAUUCUGGUGAGUUACGCUCUAAUUGUACUAGUACAAACUUAACUGUUCCCUAAAAUCCAUCAUCCAAACACAGCACAGUAUGGUUUGCGGGAUCUCAAUGCGCGAUUUAUCUUUGCUCAUACAUUUCGAUGCAUUUGUCGUAAGAAAGUAUACAACGAAUCAAUCGGUAACCUUGAGGGAAGUAUUUUCGAGGUAAAAUAUAAAAGCUUACGGUUUUAGUUUCGUCGAAUUCAGUAAGCCAACAAUUUUGAUCUGAAAAAAUGUAAAACGAUUUUCUUUGUACAUUGAGAGUAGAAUUUUUGUCAAAGAACAAGUUGUACUGUCACGUGAUUGGCUCGAUGUCUUGCUCGUUACCAGGAUUCUUUACCCACCGGGAACGAAGUUCAGCUCAUGAGAAACAACCAAGCUGAGCUCGAGUAACUGUAAAGUUAAAAUAUGAAAAAUUCAAUUUGUUAUGACAUUUCGAAAGGCGACGUGCUUUUAACUUUGUGGUUAAUUCACACCCAAACCACUUGUGACUCAUGCUGCACCACUUUUUUUUUUCACACUUGUGGACUUUUCGCUUUGAGAAAUCAUUGGAGCACUGGAUAUUUUCCUCUUAUCAUGACCAAUCAGAGCUAGGUAAAUGUCCGUGAUUUUGGUUUAAAGCACCUAAUUAUGUUAAGUUGCUGUAAAAGUUGAUUUUUUUUCUUAUUAAAUUUCUUUAUUUGCAGGUAACAGUGGGAGUAAAAUCUGCUUGUCUAAAGGAAGACUGUACAGGGCAGGCCAUUACAGUAGUCGACCCCUCAUCAGGAGAAUGUGUCUCGUGUUUCCCGUGCCCACAAUGUGAGGAAGGGCAAACGCCGUCAGUGCGAUGUGCAUCCACUGUCCCACAAGGCACAGACAUUCACUGUGUUCUCAUAGAACCAAGCCCUUCAUUGGUUUCCACUUUAGUCUUUUCUUGGCAUACAAGUAUCACUAGAACCAGCAGACAGAUAACUGCGGCCACCCACACUCAUGAACAUCCAACAGUUUCUGCCACCAGUUCAAAGGACUAUGCUGGAUCUAGUUCUUCAAUAACUGUUGACACUGAGUCAAAUGACAAAGAAAAUACAGGAUACAGUAUCAAAGAUCAUUUCAAAAUGGGGAAUAAAACAGUAGUUUACCUGUUCUGUGGUGUAUCUCUGCCUCUCAUCUUCCUGUGUAUUCUUUGUAGAUUAAGAAAAAGCAAAACUACAAGGUUCCAUCAGCCUAUUGGUAAUCAGACCACGCCCAGUUCUACAUGCUCUUUGAUGACAGGAGCAACUCCUGCUGAUAACAGUGUCCACGGUACUGUAGAUCUGCAUCAUGAAAACAGUAGAGCUUUGUAUCUUGUACGGUCCUAUACCAACAGUGGCCAGACAUUCCCUGAAGGAAAUGUCAUUCCACCAUCAUUAGAUGAUAACCAUGCACAAGGUAUGCUAUUGUUUUUUGCUUUGUUUUAAAUAAAAGAACAGAAUGACAGUUGAAAGAGAAUGGUUAUAAUCUUUCUAACAAUUGCCUGACUCCUUCACUCCUAAAACUGGCUAAUGUAAAAACAGAAAAUCAAACUUCUUUUUGUAUAUCAUCAGGAGCCCAUCAAAUUUGAUGGGCUCCUGAUAUCAUUAAUUAGUAUAAUUUUAAUAAGCCCUGGGGCUUAUAUUUUACAAGGGCCCUUUUUCAGUGGCCUAUUUUUGGAGGGGCUAAUAUUCGGAGGGGCUUAUGAACGGGGGGGAAAUUUGUGUUUCAAAAUCAAUUGGACUAGCUUGUAGUGGGAAGGAAAUUACCAUUUUUGCUUUGUUUUACUUUGUAUUCAAGGGCAAAUUCCAAGUACAAGCCCCCUGGGGGGCUUAUAUUCUGAGGGGCGAUUUAAUGGAGGGUUUUUUGCAUUACGAUUUUGGGGGGCUUAUAUUUGGAGGGUCUUAUACAAUGGAAGGGCUUAUUAUCGGAAUUUUACAGUAUAAUAAUCUGAAACGCUGCUGUUUUUACAAAGGGCUGGUGCCAGCUAAUCCAGAACUGCCUAAUGUUGCUGGUAUAGGUCUUGAUGCAGAAGGUAUGUACAAUAUCUAGUAUUAUUAUACAUUGUACUUCUUAGCUGUGUUCUCAUUGGCUAAGAGCCUACAGGUAAUUUUGAAAAUCAGCACAACCUAGAGAUUAGUUAGUUGUCUGCUAGCAGAUAACUGACUAAUCUGUAGGUUGCACCCGCAAUGCAUGCUCUUAUUUUAACUAUCAAUUCAGGUUCCUUGCGACAGUGUGUUUGUCGUUACUUUCUAUAAAACAAUGUAUAAAUAAAACAAUUAUUAGAUUUGGUUUUCUAGGGGCAAAUAAGUUAAGCUACACAACUAUUGACUGCAGUGCAAGUAUUUGUUAAGUGAAAAUAAAAGCAUGGAAAGGGAGCUUCCCCCUCUUUAUUUUUUAGACCAAAUUAAGCCCCCCACCCCUCAAUCUCAUUCAUAACCCACCAAUGGGCUUAAGCUGUACUAAAAUUGGUGAUAUUAAUGUGCAUAUAUUUUAUACAGGCAAUGAAAACUCAAGAGAGCUGUCCUCAUCUACUGUUGUCACUGAGAACCAUUCACCACUUGAUGAUCUCACUGGUAACCAGCCUGCAUCAGUCUCCCAUGAAUUUCAGAAUCGCCUCUUAACCAGAAAAAUGGCAACCAUCCCAUUACAGCCAUUUUACCGUAACAUUUGUAACAAACUUGACGUAGAGCGACCAUUCUGGGAUGAUUACCGGAUGUUUGGAGAGAAAAUUGACCUUACUAGAGAUGAGAUUUUAUUACUAGGACAGAAACAACAACCAACUCAUUCCAUGUUACAAAGGUUUGACUCUCAAGAGAAUAGUUCUGUUGGAAAAUUUAAGAUCAUUAUGGAGAACAUGGACAGGCAUGAUGUUGUUACUAUUAUUAAUGAAUGGAUAAACUAUGAGUGGGGGAAAGUCAAUAAUCAAGCAACCAUGCAUACUGUAGUUUAAAUCUUUGAGAUGGCUAUAAUAUCUAUACUUCAAAUAAACAAGCAGUGAUCUAGAUAAGGUCAUACUAUCAGCUGAGGUUGAAAACUUUAGGCAAAGCCAGGUGUUUCAGAUUUGAUAAAGCGUUGUAAACUGCAAGCGAGUAUUGCGCUGAAUAUUUUCAUUCAAUAAUUCUAUCAAUAAUUAUGAUAAGUAAAGUUUUACAGUAAAACUGUAAAUCGUAGUUAAUGGAGCAUGCGAUGCCAGAGCUCCCGCGGAUUGUUAUCGUUAAGUGCAGAGCAACUCAUGCCAUGCAACGAGCCAUGAAUGUGCAGUAGUAUGAUAUCUUUGUCUCAUCGUAGUACAGUGGUACAGACCGGUACCAAGGUCAAAAUUUAAUGUUGCAACGCUGUCUGGUAAGUUUGUAA